AGAGUCGUUGUUGUCAUAGUUUAAAAUUGCAAUUGCGGUUACGCUCAAAAUUUUAUAUUGCAAUAAAAUGUGGACAGAUGUGACCGAUGCAGUCUAAAUUACAUUACAACUGUGAUAGUAAUACUGUGACUUCAAAAUCCGCAAUAUUACGACCGCAAUUACAACUGCAGACCGCAAUUUAAAAUCAUUAGAUACAAACUACAAAUUAAAAGUAGCCUAAAAAGCAAGUAAGAUAGCUUAAAAAACAGUAGUUGAUCCUGAAUGUUUCAACACCAAUCCACAACAUGAUUUCCUUAUCAGAUGUUAAUCAUGUAGUGACAAAAACUGUCCCAUUAUAUGUAACAAUGAUACUAGCCUAUGUAUCAGUAAAAUGGUGGAAAAUCUUCACACAAGAACAAUGUUCAGGAAUAAACAAAUUUGUUGCAAAAUUCUCAGUACCCCUUUUGUCAUUUCAAGUCAUUUCAUCCAACAACUUCUACAAAAUGAGCCUAAAACUCAUGUAUGCUGAUUUCAUUCAGAAACUUCUUGCAAUCAUUUUGUUGAUAGCAAUUACUAAGAUAAGUGGCAGAGGUGGUUUGAAAUGGAUUAUAACUGGUUUUUCAUUGUCAUCACUUCCUAAUACUUUGAUUCUUGGAAUUCCUUUGAUUAAAGCUAUGUAUAAGGAAGAAGCUGUUGUUCUUUUAGCACAAGUUGUUUUCUUGCAAAGUAUGAUUUGGUACAAUUUGCUUUUGUUUCUUUAUGAGUUUGAUGCUGCUAAGAACAUGGUUUCUGCAACACCUUCACAAGGAACAGGAGAAUUGGAGACGGCUCGCGAAAUGCAAUUGAAAGGAGAAGAAGAUGAAGAUCCAGUUCUAACAAAAAGGAAAAAGAAGAUUUUUCCCAUUCUUGUAACAGUGGGAAAGAAGCUAAUAAGAAAUCCAAAUACUUUUGCAUCUUUAAUUGGCUUCAUUUGGUCAAGCAUAAAGUUCAGGUGGGGAAUACAUAUGCCUGAAGUGGUUAGUCAAUCAAUAGAACUAUUGUCUAAUGGAGGUCUUGGCAUGGCAAUGUUCAGCUUAGGUCUGUUUAUGGCAUCACAGUCAAGCAUGAUAACAUGUGGGCCAAGGAAUACAAUGGUUGCAAUUGGACUGAAAGUUUUGGUAGGGCCUGCUCUAAUGGUUGUGGCAUCCUUUCUCAUUGGAUUAAGAAACACAUUGUUUAAAGUUGCAAUUGUUCAGGCAGCUCUACCACAAGGAAUUGUUCCUUUUGUUUUUGCUAAAGAAUAUAAUGUCCAUCCAUCCAUCUUAAGCACUGCGAUAUUGUUAGGAAUGCUCAUUGCCUUGCCAGUGGAAUUAGCUUUCUAUUUCCUCUUAGCACUUUGAAGGGUUGUGUUAAUUAAUUAUAUACUAGGAACAAUUAUUUCUAUUUCCUCUUAGCACUUUGAAGGGUUGUGUUAAUUAAUUAUAUACUAGAAACAAUUAUAAGAGCUUAUUAUUGUUGGAAAAUAUAAUACUUUACACAUUUGUAAAUUACACUAAUUGAUUUAUUAUG
This is a messenger RNA of Cicer arietinum (chickpea), 1527 nucleotides long. RefSeq names its product probable auxin efflux carrier component 8. NCBI's taxonomy places the organism in Eukaryota, Viridiplantae, Streptophyta, Magnoliopsida, Fabales, Fabaceae. Gene Ontology annotation, molecular function: auxin efflux transmembrane transporter activity. Gene Ontology annotation, cellular component: plasma membrane; endoplasmic reticulum. Gene Ontology annotation, biological process: auxin export across the plasma membrane; auxin polar transport. The record is from RefSeq and is a predicted model, not a curated record.